GGCGGAAACUGGAACGCUGGCGCUCAGUCCUUCACUCCCCGCGGCAACUUCGACAAUUCACCGCAGAUGCCGCGUGGCUUCGAUCGCAACGCCUACGGUGCCCCUGGAGGCGGUUCAGGAGGCGGCUCAGGUGGUGCUCGUGCCAACAUGGGCGCAGGAGACGGACAGUGGAGGGAUGGCAAGCACGUUCCGGGUCCGGCCAACCAACGCGUCGAGCGUGAGCUUUUCGGUGCGCCUAACGACCCUUCCAAGCAAGCAACCGGAAUCAACUUCGAAAAGUAUGACGAUAUUCCCGUUGAGGCAUCUGGCCAGGGCGUGCCGGAACCUGUGACUACCUUUACGAACCCGCCUUUAGACGACCAUCUCCUCAGCAACAUCGAAUUGGCUGGUUACAAGGUCCCGACUCCCGUGCAGAAGUACUCUAUCCCUAUCGUCAUGGGUGGUCGCGACCUGAUGGCCUGCGCUCAGACCGGUUCAGGCAAGACUGGCGGUUUCCUCUUCCCGAUUCUCUCGCAAGCGUUCCAGAAUGGACCUAGCGCAAAUAUUCCGCAGCAAAGUGGCUUCGCUCGCCAGCGCAAAGCGUACCCGACCUCGCUCAUCCUUGCGCCGACUCGCGAACUGGUCUCUCAGAUCUAUGACGAGGCUCGCAAAUUCUCGUACCGCUCAUGGGUCCGGCCUUGCGUGGUUUACGGCGGCGCCGACAUCGGUUCGCAGCUUCGCCAAAUCGAGCGCGGCUGCGAUUUGCUCGUUGCCACUCCCGGCCGUCUUGUGGAUCUUAUCGAGCGAGGCAGGAUCUCACUUGCUAACAUCAAGUACCUAAUCCUGGACGAGGCUGAUCGCAUGCUUGACAUGGGUUUCGAGCCGCAGAUUCGUCGAAUCGUUGAGGGCGAGGAUAUGCCGCGUACCGACAGCCGCCAGACGCUCAUGUUUUCCGCCACCUUCCCUCGCGACAUCCAGUUGCUCGCUCGCGACUUCCUUCGAGAGUAUAUCUUCCUUUCGGUAGGGCGUGUUGGCUCAACUUCGGAGAACAUCACGCAAAAGAUCGAGUAUGUCGAAGAUAUCGACAAGCGUAGUGUGCUUCUGGAUAUCCUGCACACGCAUGGUGCAGGCCUUACCUUGAUCUUCGUCGAGACAAAGCGCAUGGCGGAUUCCCUUUCCGACUUCCUCAUCAACCAAAACUUUCCGGCCACUUCCAUCCACGGUGACCGCACCCAGCGCGAGCGUGAGCGCGCCUUGGAGAUGUUCCGUACAGGGCGCUGCCCCAUCUUGGUGGCUACUGCUGUUGCUGCUCGUGGUCUCGAUAUCCCCAACGUCAAGCAUGUCGUCAACUACGACCUACCCACAGAUAUUGACGACUACGUGCACCGUAUCGGUCGUACAGGUCGUGCCGGCAACACUGGUAUCUCCACCGCCUUCUUCAACCGUGGCAACCGCGGCGUGGUUAGGGACCUCAUCGACCUGCUCAAAGAGGCAAACCAGGAGGUGCCAGGCUUCCUCGAGACCAUCGCUCGCGAGAGUUCUGGCUUCGGCGGUGGCAGCAGUCGUGGCGGUCGCUCAGGCGGCCGUGGCCGCGGCUCUGCAGCCAUGAAGGACGUGCGUUCCUAUGGCGGCGGGCAGCGCCCAGCCUACGCAGGCGGAAUGGGCAUGGGCAUGGGCGGCGGCAUGAAUGGCGGCUACGGUGCUCCAAGUGGCGGCUACGGAGGCGGUCCUGCGUACGGUGGCGGCUCGUACGGCAACCCCAGUGGGCCAGGCGCCAACAGCUGGUGGUAA
Molecule: messenger RNA, 1770 nt
Organism: Baudoinia panamericana UAMH 10762
Lineage: Eukaryota; Fungi; Ascomycota; Dothideomycetes; Mycosphaerellales; Teratosphaeriaceae
Exons: 1
Cellular component (GO): nucleus
Molecular function (GO): RNA binding; ATP binding; RNA helicase activity
Source: RefSeq, a predicted model, not a curated record